Molecule: messenger RNA, 3658 nt
Organism: Anguilla rostrata (American eel)
Lineage: Eukaryota; Metazoa; Chordata; Actinopteri; Anguilliformes; Anguillidae
Gene: mblac2
Product: metallo-beta-lactamase domain containing 2
Exons: 2
Coding region: 190-1017 (275 amino acids)
Source: RefSeq, a predicted model, not a curated record
CACUUUCUUCUCGUGUAAACACAACCACUUCCUGUAUGGGAGUGUCUUCCGUACCAUUUCUGCAAAAUUGUAGAUGCAUACAGCCGCAUUGCUUCUUUCGGGUGAAGUCCGUGCAUUUUGACCUCCUCUUUUGAUAUCCUCGAUUGUUUAAGUGACAUUUCUUUUUUCAUUGCAUGUGCAUGAAGUGGGAUGUCUGCAACGGAAUGGUAUGCGCACAAAUCUCUUGGAGAAGGUUUAUUCUGGAUCCAGGAGAGGUUUUACGAGUCGGGUAACCGAGCAAACAUUUGGCUACUUCGUGGAUCCCACCAGGACGUUAUUAUAGACACUGGUCUGGGAUUGAGAAGUCUACCAGAUUAUAUAAAUGCCAAAGGGUUGCUUGGAGAAGACCCAGAGCGAAGGAAUCCUUUGUUAGCCAUCGGGACGCACGUCCACUUCGAUCAUUCGGGUGGGCUGCAUCAGUUUCAACAGGUGGGCGUUCACAGGGCAGAGGUCGAUGCACUAGCCAACGGAGACAACUUCGAAACGGUGACCUGGCUGUCCGAUAGCGAAAUCGUCCGUGAUCCGUCUCCUGGAUGGAGAGCCAGGCAAUAUAAAGUCAAGGCAGUACAACCAACUCACAUACUACAGGAAGGUGAUGUCAUCAACCUCGGAGACCGGCAGCUAACGGUGCUGCACAUGCCCGGCCACUCCCGGGGCAGCAUCUGCCUCCACGACAAGGACCGCAAGAUGCUGUUCAGCGGGGACGUGGCCUACGACGGCGCCAUGAUCGACUGGCUCCCCUACAGCCGGGUCAGCGACUACGUGCGCAGCUGCCAGCGGCUGCUGGAGCUCGUGGACGGCGAGCAGGUGGAGCAGGUCCUCCCCGGCCACUUCCACACCUUCGGCGCCAAGCGGCUGCACCACAUCGCCUCCAGCUACAUCUCCGGCGCCGGGGCCUGCCACCGCUUCGCCACCUGCGCCAUCAAGUCCGUCGCCAGCCUCGCCCUGAGGGCCUCAAACUCCACCAGCGCCUGUUAGCCCCCCAGGAACGCCCGCUUGGGGCUGAGGUUCCUGUGUUGAGUAGCAGUGUUGAGUCUCUACAGGGCAGCCACCCCGAAUGCCUGACAGAACCUACUGAAGGUGUAGUUCUGUGAAGCCCUUCUUGAGGUGUGGCUGUGAUUCCCUGAAUCACACCUGGUUUUUUUAUUCUAAGUCACUGAGUGUGUAGCGUAGAGCCGUUAUAUUUAUCAAUUUGCGACAUGCAUUUUAAGGCAAAUGCGCUAAUAGUUACUUUGCAUCAUAAGAGAGCAGAAGCACUCUCACAAAGAUCAAUUCAGGAAAAAAGUUAGGCAGAAAACCAAAGGAAACUUUUUCAUUUGUUAAAAAUGAAUGUCCAGGAAGUGGCCUCCACUGACUUUUUAACUGCAGCAUACUUUGGCCUUACUCAUUUUACUAAAUGCUAUACAGUAUACGGCGAUUUGUGAUCAGACUGAAGUGAGGCCUUUAUCUUUCUCACAUUUUCCAGGAUGUUCCAUUAUGCUGCUUGUUUCCCAUUUUACUGCUAUAAGCAUAAUACGAGGUUUUGUGUGGCAUGUCCUUCACUCUGUAGCUCUUAGCCUAACGUCAGGGAUCUGCUAAGCACGCUUAAGGGCCCCUUGCCCCUCCUGAUAUGCACUUUUAAACACAGAUCAGUUUUGCAUUCAGUGUUGUCAGAAUGAGGUCUUUACAGUGCAAGGCCUCCUCAGGAACUCCUCAUAUAAAUAAAUGAACAGCUUCACUAUGCGGCAAAUGCUAUGCAGGCAACCUUGGUCUCAGAACGAUGCUAAGUGAGUGUCCGGAGAGCACUACAAGCACUCUAAACCACGGAAGCUUUUCUGCAGUAAUGAGGUGGCACAUUUUCAGCAUUCACCCAAUCAUCAAAAGAAUUUGAAGUUAUAAAUCGGAAGUUGCCUGAAUAUUCGAAAAAUCACACCGUCAUUAAGAUCGAGAAUGAAGAAAAAGUCAAGCAAAUGGAGCCAUUGUACGCUGUCUAGAGUCUUAAAAGUACCAUUGAAUUCGUACAUAUCUGAUCUCUUCAAUCUAGCUACGCUAGACAAGGUUUUUUUUUUAUGAACCUUUUAUCCCUUUUUUAUUUUCUCCCCCUGCACACUACCCCCCCCCCCCCCCCAGAGGAACCAUGCAUUAUUUAGUUAUAAUAACUGAAAAUGCAGGCAUAGUACAGGACUGAAUACCUAAACUGUAGAGUCCUGCUUUAAAGUGAGCCAAUAUGUCUUUGUUUGGAUAGCAUUCAAGUUUGUUUUUCAGCACCAGUGGGUCACAGAUAAGUGUGUAGGGGAAGCAUGAGACCUUCUCUUGUAUAUAGGCUGGUGUGGUAUUUUAAGAAUUACACCUGUCCACAGACCUCACUCAAACCUGGGCACUAUCUGGUAUCCAAAUUGGCAGUCACAUUAAUGACAUCCCCCUUGAAAAUAAAGGGACGUAACAUUGAACAAUAAUUGACCAGAUGUUAAGUUGCAUUGGAAAUUGUUUUUGCCCUUUUCUGUCUCAUCCUGAAAUGCAGUAGCAUGGGGACACUGUGAAAAUGUCUGUGUCUGUUUGUGCAAAUCAGCAUGAAAGCAAGGUUUUCCACUUCAUUCUCCAAACCAUAACCGUGCCCUGCAUUCUUCCUGCUUGUCAUUAAUCUGCAAAAAUAUGCAUUUUUGACUGACAGUGUUUUUUGUUCAAAUCCACAAUGUUGUUGGAGUUUAUAUGCACUACUGAUUCUGGUAACCUUAUCAUAAUGUUUAAACGCAAUAUUAGCUUAUCUUCCUAAAAUCGGUUGACAGGUAUAUUCUGAACUACUGUACAGUGUACUUUUUUUGCUUGUCAGACUGAUAAAUGUAACUAAUUUCAUACUAAGAGCAGAAAAGCAAGCCCAUGCUGUCUUAUUGAUGAUGAUGAUGAUGAUGAUGAUGAUGAUAAUAAUAAGUAAGCACAGACAAAAUAAAGUAUCAGUAUUAUAGCAGCAAUGUGGACAUGGUAGUAACUGUGCUAAUGGACAGGGCUGCAGUGGAUAUCCUUGUAUAAGGAUGAGCAUGCUGAUGUCAAAUACAUCUCAGCUCAGGCUUCAAUGGGCCAGCUACAGUGUAGCAACAGAAGGUCAGAUGUAGGAAUGUAGAAUGUAGGGGUUUCCUGCACUGAAAUUGCCAUGGUGACAGCUGAGCUGUCAAUCUUCAGGUAGCGCUCAUUUUCAGCUUUGGAUUCAGCAGGUACACUAUAGCCUACAUUGCUACAGUAUAUGUUAUAAAACAAAGGCAGGGAUUCAAUCUAUGUUUGCCUUUAACUUUGUAUUACAGGUAAAUGCAAUCGUUACUUUUUCUGAACUCAAUUCAGCAGUCAUUGAAACAAACUUGUUUGAAUUUAAGAAAAACUGUAAUGCUUGUAUUUACUUUGUACAUUGUACCAAUGUAUACAAAUAACUCAUAAUAUACAGUAUUUAUGUAUAUAUGCAGUGUUGAUGAAUGAGAAAAAAUUGCUGUCCAGAAAUGCUUUCUGGUGUUGGAAUUUUAGUUGCACUUUAUUGCAAUUGCGAUUGUUUUGAAGCUACAAAUGUCAAAAAAUAAGCCAUGAUGGUGAACUCUUAAAAUGUAAUAACAGAAUACAGUUUCUUUACCUGAAGUAAAAUAAUAAUAAAAAUGUA